This is a messenger RNA of Lethenteron reissneri (Far Eastern brook lamprey), 1964 nucleotides long. RefSeq names its product notchless homolog 1 (gene NLE1). Lineage: Eukaryota; Metazoa; Chordata; Hyperoartia; Petromyzontiformes; Petromyzontidae. Gene Ontology annotation, molecular function: protein binding. The record is from RefSeq and is a predicted model, not a curated record. Gene Ontology annotation, cellular component: nucleolus. Gene Ontology annotation, biological process: Notch signaling pathway; ribosomal large subunit assembly.
UUUCUCAAAAGACAAAUAAACAUUCUGAGCAUGUGCAGUGCCCGCAUCUCAUCAGACCACGUGGACCGGCGACUUCCGCUCCCGUGGUCACGUGACGCGGAAGCGGCGGCGCUGCCUUGUGAACACGUGGAGCGAGAGGCAGCCAUGAGCUCCGCAGACCCCGUCGCUGUCCCCGAUGGCCGCCGCCUGCUGGUGCAGUUCCGCGACGAGAAGGGGGCCGCGCUGGCGCCGCCGCUCGACCUCCCCGCGGACAUCAACGCGCAGCGCCUGCAGCUCGUGUGCGACGCACUGCUGCCGUCGGACGACCCCGCGCCGCUCGCCUUCUACGUGCACGAGGUGGAGAUCGUGGAGUCGCUAGAGCGCUCGCUGCUGCAGGGCCAGCCAGCCGCUGAGACGGAGCGAGCGCUCGACGUGGUGUGCCAGCCGCAGGCGACGUUCCGCGUGCGCGCCGUCACGCGCUGCACCAGCUCGCUGCAGGGCCACGCCGAGGCCGUCAUCUCCGUCGCGUUCAGUCCCAACGGACGGUUCCUGGCGAGCGGCUCGGGCGACACCACCGUUCGCUUCUGGGACAUCAGCACGGAGACGCCGCACUUCACGUGCACAGGCCACAAGCACUGGGUGCUCAGCAUCGCCUGGGCUCCUGACGGGAAGAAGCUGGCGUCUGGAUGCAAGAACAGCCAGAUCUUGCUGUGGGACCCGGAGACGGGGCGGCAGGUGGGGCGCGCUCUGACGGGGCACACCAAGUGGAUCACGUGGCUGUGCUGGGAGCCGCUGCACCUGAACGCAGAGUCGCGGUUCCUGGCGAGCGCCUCAAAGGAUGGCACGGUGCGCGUGUGGGACACGGCGCGCGGGGCGUGCGAUCGCGUGCUCGCGGGCCACACGCACUCCGUCACGUGCUUGCGCUGGGGCGGAGAGGGCCUCCUCUACUCCGCCUCGCAGGACCGCACCGUCAAAGUGUGGAGGCCGCACGAUGGCGUGCUGUGCCGCACCCUGCAGGGCCACGGACACUGGGUGAACUCGCUGGCGCUGAGCACCGACUACGUGAUGCGCACGGGCGCCUUCGAGCCCAAGCACGCCACCGUCGUCCCGCGCAGCAGCACCGCUUCCUUGGACGAGCUGAAGGAACAGGCGCUGAAGCGAUACAAUCAGGCCAAGGAAGUGCAGGGCGAGGAGCGGCUCGUGUCGGGCUCGGACGACUUCACGCUCUUCCUGUGGCACCCGGCGCUGGACAAGAAGCCGGUGGCGCGCAUGACGGGCCACCAGGCGCUCAUCAACGCCGUGGCCUUCUCCCCCGACGGGCGCAUCCUCGCCAGCGCCUCCUUCGACAAGUCCGUCAAGUUGUGGGACGGACGCACGGGGAAGUUCCUGGCGGCGCUGCGCGGCCACGUGAGCGCCGUCUACGCGGUGGCGUGGUCGGCCGACAGUCGGCUGCUGGUGAGCGGCGGCAGCGACAGCACGGUGAAGGUGUGGGACGUGCAGACGCGCGCCCUCUCCGUCGACCUCCCGGGCCACGCCGACGAGGUGUUUGCGGUGGACUGGAGCCCGGAUGGACAGAGAGUAGUCUCUGGCAGCAAGGACAAGAUGCUACGGAUAUGGCGGAAGUGAGGGCGGCCUGCCUGCCAGCCGCGGGUGACUCGCCAGUGGGGGAAGUUCGCCGCUCUCGGGGGCACCGCGACCGCCGCUUGCGGUCUCCGCCAGCAAAGUCCGCCGUGGCUGCCCAGCCCUGUGUACCUGUUGCCUCCCCUACCCACCCCUGUAUCUUGGUGGGCAAAGAGGCUCGUGUAUGAAGGCCCCCAGGGCAGGCAAGAGGGGUCGGCGUGACGGUGCACGCUCCGUGGGAUCGGGCGGCCCGCGACCCAGCGACGCCGGUUAGCGAUCGUGACGAGCGAGGCUUUUUCUACCGGUGUGUUCCGUAAUGUAAAUACUCGUUUUACCAAUUGAUAAAUAAAACAGCGUUAACUUUG